AUGUUUCCGAAAGAAGAAAAAGUUGAUGGGAUGGAAGUUUAUGACAUGAGUGAGCAAGAAAACCGUAAGAGUACUGGUUUUGAUGCAUUGGGUACAAGUAUGAUGACAAGCACCGAUGAUCAAAGAGGGAUCUGGGAUAUCGAUGUUAAAGCACCACAACAAAACCUUCUUAAUGAAAUGAAUGAUGGAUCCAUGUUUUAUAAUGAUCAUCAGUUUCCUCAUAUUCCUGAUUUUCCAUGCAUGUCCUCUUCGUCGUCUUCUUCGUCGAACCCUGCACCCGCGAAGCCGAUUUCGUCAGCGACUACUAGGUCGUCUGCGUCUUCGGCUUCGUCUUCGACUUCAUCCGCCCAGUCGUCCUGGGCGGUUCUGAAGUCGGAGUAUACGACGGAAGAGGAAGGUGGUGGGGACCGAAAAGAUCGGUUGGGUGAGUUGAGGGUUAAUAGGAAAAAGCGAAGUUUUAUGGGGGAGGAAAGUGAAAAAGCUGCUCUGAUGUCUACGACAACGGCGACGGCGCCGUUGGAGACAACAGAUGGGAGUGGGACGGCUGACUGCAUGGAUGUGAUGGAGAAUUUUGGGUACAUGGAUUUGAUAGAUGGAAAUGAUGUGUGGGAUCCUAGUUCGAUUUUCGAACAAGAUCCCGUGGAUAUGCAACAAGAUCAAGAACAAGGUUGUUUUACUAAUGGAACUAGUAACCGUAGUGAGGUGGUGCAAGAGAGUGAUCAAGAGGAAGGAAAGUUGGAUGAACUCGGCACGAUGUUUUUCGAUUGGUUGAAGUCGAACAAGGAAUUUAUAUCCGCCGAAGAUAUGAAAAACAUUAAACUCAAGAAAUCUACUGUUGAAUGUGCUUCGAAAAGAUUGGGAUCCUCAAAAGAAGGUAAAAAGCAACUACUCAAGUUGAUUCUCGAGUGGGUGCAGCAGCACCAGCUUCAAAGAAAAAAUAGCGGAUGCGGUGAAUUACUCACCGCAGCCGCGACCACCCCCCAAUACCCUUUAUCGCAAUUCCCGAGUUUACCAACCCCACCACCACAAACACAAGUUCCGCCUUUUAGCCGUAGCUCUUGGGUUGCAUCAAGUGAUCACAUAAACCAAGGAUUCUCGCAGUCAACUUUUAUCCCGCCUGUUGGGCCGUAUUCCCAGUACUUGUGCAAUGGAGAUAUCCCAAGUAAUGGGAUGGCGAUGGUGGCGCCACCUUCGUUUUCUUUUAUGGGUGGUGACUAUAGUUCUUGUUUGAAUGGUAAUAUGAGCCCUUAUGGUAAUAAUCCGGGUUCCCGUGAAUACCAAGUUCUUGAAUCAGCGCCUUCUUGGAAUCCUUCACAGCUUACCAUGGCGUCGUCUCCGUAUAAUAACAACAGUAAUAAUCAGUAUCCUGAUGUGGCCAACAACAAUUUCUCUCCACAAAUGAUUAUGCCUCUAGUUUCAGUUUAUCCGGAUCAGGCUCCAUACAAUCCAACUACUGUUUACGCUGGGGACGAGCAGAAUCCGAUGAGGUUGGGUUCUUCCGCGACCAAAGAGGCGCGGAAGAAAAGAAUGGCGAGACAACGGAGGACUUACUUCCAACAUCACCACCACUCGAGACAAAAUCACCACAACCAUCAUAACCACGUGACAAACUCGGAUCACCCGACACAUCCAAUGCUUAUAGAUAAUGAUGGUAAAUCACAUGGAGGAAACUGGAUGUACUGGCCAUCACCACAUUCUACGUCCACCGUCGUCCCACCACCACCAAUGGAUACGCCUCAACUGCAAUCGUCCAGACCGCCUCAGCCUGCUGAUCAGCGCCAGUUUAAACCGUCUUCAUCCGACAAACAACAGGGACUGAAAACUGAAAAGAACUUGAAGUUUCUACUUCAGAAGGUGUUGAAGCAAAGUGACGUUGGAAGUCUUGGCAGGAUUGUGCUGCCAAAGAAAGAAGCCGAGUCUCACCUCCCGGAUCUUGACUCAAGAGACGGAAUUUCUAUUGCUAUGGAGGACAUUGGGACAUCUCAAGUUUGGAACAUGCGUUAUAGCCUCAGGUUUUGGCCAAACAACAAAAGCCGGAUGUACCUUCUCGAGAACACAGGAGAUUUCGUUAAAGCAAACGGGCUGCAAGAGGGUGAUUUCAUUGUGCUGUACUCCGAUGUCAAGUGUGGAAAAUUUUUAAUUAGGGGAGUAAAGGUACGCCAACCAGCUGCUGGGAAAGCUGAGAUCAAGAAACCUGUUAAACGAAGCUAUCGUGGUACUUCCCAAUCCGUCAGAAGCUCUCCCUCAUCACCUGCUAAAAUACCCGGGUAUUAA
This is a messenger RNA of Erigeron canadensis, 2274 nucleotides long. Its product is annotated as B3 domain-containing transcription factor ABI3. Lineage: Eukaryota; Viridiplantae; Streptophyta; Magnoliopsida; Asterales; Asteraceae. Bases 1 to 2274 code for a protein of 757 amino acids. The transcript has 6 exons. The record is from RefSeq and is a predicted model, not a curated record. Gene Ontology annotation, molecular function: DNA binding; DNA-binding transcription factor activity.